UUCGCACGAUUAUCCGAGCGAACAAAAACCGUCUUUGACGAAUUUACAUUGCAUUGGGUGUUAAGUCGAGUUAAUGUCUUAUUUUACAUUUUUUAUUGUGUAAAGUAAAUCAUUAAGCGCCGAGUUUUUAUAGUGUGUAAGAAAUAAGUUAGCCGCUUAAAUGCCUUGAUAGAACGGUAUUUAAAAAUGAACAAAAUGUCGAAGAAUAAAUUAAAUCUGACCCUCCCACCGGGGUCUAUAGACACAGCUCCUGCUAUAACACCAUCUAAUAUGACCCCUCAACUUAAAUCCGCAACUGCUUCGGAGCGGCAGGGAUUAGCAGGAAAGUCAAAAACAAGUAUUGAAGCCUUGACUGAGAGGUUAGAGCAAAUUGAAAUGGACGACACACAACGACGCAGGAUAGAGGUAUUUCUCUGUCAGAAAGAGAAGAUUGGAGAACUGAGCGAUGAUGACUUUGAAAAGUUAGGAGAAUUAGGUCAAGGAAAUGGUGGGGUUGUAAUGAAAGUUCGUCACAAGUCCACUGGUCUCAUUAUGGCAAGAAAACUAAUACAUUUGGAAGUAAAACCAGCAAUAAAGAAACAGAUAAUCAGAGAACUAAAGGUGCUUCACGAGUGUAAUUUUGCUCAUAUAGUGGGAUUCUAUGGGGCUUUUUAUAGUGAUGGAGAAAUAUCAAUCUGUAUGGAGUACAUGGACGGAGGAUCACUGGAUUUGAUAUUGAAAAAGGCUGGAAGGAUUCCUGAGUCAAUUUUAGGAACAAUAACAUCUGCAGUCCUUAAAGGGUUAAGCUAUUUGCGUGAUAAGCAUGCCAUCAUGCAUCGUGAUGUGAAACCGUCCAACAUACUCGUGAAUAGUAAUGGAGAAAUAAAGAUUUGUGAUUUCGGUGUCUCCGGACAGCUCAUCGACUCCAUGGCCAAUUCGUUUGUUGGCACCAGGAGUUAUAUGUCGCCUGAACGUCUCCAAGGUACUCACUACUCGGUGCAGUCAGACAUCUGGUCGCUCGGACUGUCUUUGGUGGAGAUGGCGAUCGGAAUGUACCCGAUACCACCCCCCGACUCAAAGACCCUGGCUGCCAUGUUCGGUGGACAGAAUGAAGACCAUUCGCCUGGUCAAGCUCCAAAUUCACCACGCCCAAUGGCAAUUUUCGAACUACUCGACUAUAUAGUUAACGAACCGCCUCCCGAAUUGCCUCCCGGCCUCUUCUCUGAUGUUUUCAAAGAUUUCGUGGACCGCUGCCUUAAGAAGAACCCGGAUGAAAGAGCCGAUCUUAAGACACUUAUGAAUCACGAGUGGAUCCGCCAGGCAGACGCGGAGAAGGCUGACAUAGCAGGCUGGGUGUGCAAGACCAUGGACCUCAUGCCCUCAACGCCCAACUCCAAUGUGUCUCCUUUUUCUUCAUAAGCUGCAAGAAGUGCAUACUUUCAUCAGCGAAAAAGGGUCAAAACAUUUCCCAAGACAGAGCAGGCGAGACAAUCAGUGAGGACGCUGGCGCAGAGGAAUAGCGCGAGACCACGUGACCGGAACAGUAUGUCAACUCUAGCCAUUACCCACCUUACCCGACACCGUAGAGACGUGACUACACCGAAUCGAGAUGAUUUCUUAUAUGUGUUAUACUUUCCAUUCGUAUGACUUCGACUUUGGUAGGGUUAUCUCGAAGAUUUCGUGGUACCUCUGCCAAAGAUUGACGUUUUCUAUAUAUGUAUGAUGAAAAUUUUGUGUGAAAAUUGAAUAUGUGUUUACAAAUCGUGUCAUUUUGUUUCGAAUGACCAUUCGUUGUAUGUAUUAUGACUAUAUAAGUUAUGUAUAAUUUUGAUGAAGUAGCCGUAUAUAUUUUUGUUCGCGUCUCUAUUAUCGUGAUUCCUAUAGAAAAUCAAUAAUUACCCAUUGGAAAAAUUGCGAUUAAACUUUAAAAGUGAAAAUACAGUUUUAGCUGUUGGCUAUUUAAGGUGUUUUGUAGUUAUACAGAGAUUACACAGGGUUCCAUUUGUAAUCUAUAGGCACAUUGACGCAUCUCGACGUUUCCGUAUCAUAUACGAGAUAUAUGGUAUCACGAAACAUCAUUACGAUGUGUGUGACAGUGUCUGAGAUAGGUGUGACAAAACAUAGUGCAUUCGGGGAUGAACUAAUCGAGGGGUUUUGAAAAGUACUAAUCGAUUAAUGGUCAAGUAGAGUUGAUUUCACUAGUCGCAAGUCGAAAAAAAAUGUUAGUAGUGUUUUGACAUAUUUUUCUUUGCUGAAAGUGCGUAAUUCAUGUCAGCUGAUACUUGUUAUUUAAAUAGUUUAAAGAUGCCAUCCGCAUCAGAGCGCUGGAAUACUCAAAUGGCUGCGUUCACGCCCAGGCAUGGGAGCGUUCCAAGGCUCGACAAAAAAAAUAUAUCAUCUAGUAACCUGUAAAAUAGAAAACAUUUUUAGAAUACACGAAAAAAAAAUUAAUAAAAAACAAAAAAUAAAAUUUGUAGAUAUCGGUUUUUAUUCUAUAUUUGACGUGAUGCACUUAUCCGUUUGGUUUGUUUUUGUUAUUCGCUUUGUUUUAGUGAACCCGCCUUUUACCUUACAGCACUUAGAUUAGGCAUACGCUACAGCAUAGAUGGCGCUGAACGGAAUUUAUAGGAAUACGUUCUUCAUAAUCCUAUCUAUUUUGUGAAAUCUUAGCGCUUCCAUACCAUUGUCGUGGUUUAUGAUAUUGAUAAUGCACCUUAUCCCCGCACGUUUAGGACGUUUUUCGCUUGGUGGUCGCUAUUUUUUGCCCGGUCUUCCUGUUUAGAGCAUUUGUAGUUUUCUUGUGAUAAUUUACGUAUAUGCAUGCUAGUUUGUGAAGUGUUUUGGCUUUUCACUAAGCAUUUAAUUAUUUUGACGCUACAACUGAUAAUUUGUAAGUUUUAAGUAAUUAGUUUUAUUUUAUUGACUAUGUAUGAGGUAUGAUUUACGUUUAUUAUACAAUAUUUGGGGAACUAUUUAUUGAUCAUUUUGGUUAGCAUCGUUCAAUACAUUUUUAUAUAUAUGUAUAUAUAUCAGCUCGAGCUCAGCUCUUUUUUUAAUUUCUUUUAAUCAAUAAUGUGUUGAAAACUAUUAGAAAGUUUUAAUGAUUUUAUUAUUAUUAAUAAUUACACAAGUUGUGUAUGAACUUAAUGUAUAUUAUGAUCACAAAAAAUGUUUGUAUAAUUUUAACAUUUUCGGCCUUUGUUUGUUCACUUAGGUUAUAUUUUUAAUUAAUAAAGGUAUAAGUACUAUAAAAUCGCUUUUGUAACGCAUUUAUAAACAUUAUAAGCGAAAUAGUAAAUGUUUCGAUAAUAGUCAGAAAUAAUGUUAAUUAUUUAAUAAAAGGUUCUUAUGGUAAUGAAUUUUCUAGAAAAUUCUAUUUUAAUGUGAUGUAACGUAUGUUAUCGAAAUUGUAACUUAUAUUUUCAUAAAUAUUUAGGUUAAUAUUCAGAAGACUUUAAAUACCAUUUGGUAAUAGAUGAUUUAAAUA
Messenger RNA from Vanessa atalanta (red admiral), 3466 nucleotides. RefSeq names its product dual specificity mitogen-activated protein kinase kinase dSOR1 (gene Dsor1). NCBI's taxonomy places the organism in Eukaryota, Metazoa, Arthropoda, Insecta, Lepidoptera, Nymphalidae. The record is from RefSeq and is a predicted model, not a curated record. Bases 187 to 1398 code for a protein of 403 amino acids. Gene Ontology annotation, molecular function: ATP binding; protein kinase activity. Gene Ontology annotation, biological process: protein phosphorylation. The transcript has 8 exons.